AUGAGGUUGUUCGCUCGUUCCGCGUCUGUAUGCCUGUCCGUUUUGCUGUGUUGCCUAGCAUUUUCCGUAGCAUUCGCUGACGAUGCGCAAGUAGAAACCGGAUUUAUUCUCUGUGAGGAUUUUGGCGAGCACGCAGCGGCAGCAGCUACUGUGCAUAACAUCUCCGUCUGCGCCUUUGUUCUGCAAGGCGAGCCCGUCGACCUGGACCUCACCCCCUCUGCGACCACCAGCGCCCCUGCGAUCGUCGGCGAUGAGUUUUCGCUUCGUCGAAACUUGCUAGGCGGCGGCGCGACGCCUGUUGCGGUCCAGUUGGCGCAAUCGCUGCUGGGGAAUGCGGGGACGAUCCGAACUCAGGCGACGACGGGGGCGGGUUGGACGGUUCUCGGCUCCAUCCUCACGGAGUCGCUGCUGAUCAGCAAGAGCCUAGUCUGGGCGAUCAAGGAUUUGAUGGAUAUGUACCGCACGCGCCCACGAUCCGCGCAAAAGCUUCAGGACGCGACUCGCAACGUUGAUCGCGCGUACUCCAACCAGCAGACGCUGCUGUUAGUGCUCAACAGAAACCCUCAGACGCAGCAAUUCGAGCAACUCUCUAUCAUACGCGAUACCGUCGCGUCCAUGACCCCCAAGUUCAAGCAGCUGCUCUCUCUGCUCGCCACGUGGCGCCAGCAGCAGCUUCACGCCAUAACUCGCCUGCACUUCGCUGCAGAACCUGCCAGCCUCGCCGUCACCCAGGCCGCGCCAGCCGCACCAGCAAAAGGAAAGGGCGGCUCGAAUAUUGUGGUGACUCUUGAUGACGAUGAUGAUGAUGACGACGACGAGGAUAAGAAGGACAGGAACAAGAAGGACAAGAAAUCGCCGCCGAAGAAGAGCCCUCCCAAAAGCUCGUCGGGUUCAAAUUCGGGGGGCAAGGGUUCGAAAUCGGGCAAGAAGGCCAAGGUUGGGGCGACUCAGAUGAUCAACGUGGUUGUGGCGGCAGACGGCAGCGGAGAUUACAAGUCGAUUCAGGCCGCUGUGGACGCGGCUGGACCAGGUUCGACGAUCCGCAUCAAGGCGGGAGUGUACAAGGAGCAGAUCCAGGUCAGCACGGAUCGCAUCACGAUGAUUGGAGCUGGGAUGGAUCAGACGGUUAUUGUGUACGACGCCAGCCAGACCCGGGGUUACGAUAUUAUCACCUCGGCUACAGUCGGAGUCAACGCGGAUAGGUUUGUCGCGAUGAGCAUGACGAUUCGCAACUCAGCUGGCAUGGCAGGCCAGCAGGCCGUGGCGCUCCGUGUCGACAGCGAUCAAGCCGCGUUUUACCAGCUCCGGAUUUCGGGAUUUCAAGACACCCUGUUCGCCAGCACGGGUCGCCAGUACUACACGAAGUGUUUCAUCGACGGGGCUGUGGAUUUCGUGUUCGGCGACGCGGCGGUUGUGAUUCGCAAUUCGCAAUUGAAGGUCCAGGCGUCGCAGUAUGACACGACAAUCACCGCGUCGGGUCGCCUGAGCAAAACGUCCAACACCGGGAUUGUCGUCAUGGACAGUCGCGUGGUGUCGUUCGCGCCGCGCGUUUUCCUUGGGCGACCGUGGAAGGACUACGCGACGUCGGUGUUCAUCAACACGUGGCUCCCGAAUAAAGUUGUUGCGGACGGCUGGAUGACGUGGGCCGGCGAGACGUACGGCGGAAAGCCAUUUCUGGCGGAGUUCAACAGCAAGGGACCCGGCGCCAAGCCUUCUCGUGUCAAGUGGGCCAAGCCCGGCGUUACAUCAGGUGGUGCCGUCAGCCAGUACAAUCCGAACAGCUUCAUCCAGCUCCAAUCGUGGAUUGGCGCCACCAAGAUUCCCGUCUGA
This is a messenger RNA of Closterium sp. NIES-65, 1830 nucleotides long. NCBI's taxonomy places the organism in Eukaryota, Viridiplantae, Streptophyta, Zygnematophyceae, Desmidiales, Closteriaceae. The record is from the annotation of a GenBank genome assembly.